AUGGAUCCGAACGCAGUACAGGGAUUACGUGCACUGUUGAAUCUCUUAAACCAACCGAACGUCAGCAGGGAGGUUGAUCGGCUGUUUAGGGCUUCGACGCCUUCAACAGCUUCAGGAAAUCCGUCAACCCCCUCGGUUACUACCACGGCGGCUACCGGAUCUACCCUACAAACUCCUCCAUCGAUAAGAAAUAUCGGGCCGCUCUUUAGUGCAAGAGGAGGAGCGUCACGAGGAAGAGGCCGAAACCGAUCGCGUCCUUACACAAGCGUAGGAGCACAGUUUUCCAGGGUGGUGAUUCUCCUAGGCGACCCAACAGAAGAUGACGUACCACGUGGAAGGGCCAGAGGUACGAUCCGCGACGCGCAGCGCGAGGCUCGCGUCGCAUUCAGGACCGGGAUGACGUCCCAAGAAGUCAGAACGACCAUUCUGUAUGCGUUUCAAGCCCAAGGGCAUCUGAGAACAGUAACGUAAGUAAAAUCUUUCCAUAUUUACAAGCACCAAUAAAACAGCAUCGACUUAAAUGAUGCUAUAGUACAGUAGGUGACAAUUCUCAGAAUUCAUCGCCCAUGAAAUAACCUACGUGCAUGUUAUAAGAAAAUUGCCGUUGUAUUUUGACUGAUACCUUUUAUACACUACCUUGUACAGAAACCACAUGAUUAACCCUUUAAGCCCCAAGAUAGAUCAGCCUUAAAUUUCUCCUUAUAAUAUCGAUGCUUUAGAAGACAUAGUGGUCAUGAGAAUUGAGUACGUGAUCAGGGAAGAGGAGUCUAAUUGAUAUUUCACCAAAUUCUCCCCACUACUUCUAUUAGAUUGUAUGGGGACAGUAAAUGAGAAUCUCGAUUUCAAUAUCACGAGGGUUUAAGGGGUUAACAGUAUAUACGCUAAAUUCCAAGUUGGUUCAGCUGGAGAGUUUUAAAGUAUUUUUGUAUCUUGCAAUGAAUAAUGGCUUUCACUAAGCAAGGAAUGAGAGACACCAUUUUUUCUUACAAAACAGUGAAUAGCCAUAGAUAUUCUGAGUUAUAAGAGACAAUCAGAACACACAAAAUUGCCAGCCACUGAUUAGGUAAAUACUAAUUAUUGAUAUAUUUGGUGAAAGAACAUACACCUGUUUGUAGUAUACUGACCAAAAUCCAAUAAGUCAAGACAAAACGAGGAAAAUUUUUGGGCACAAAAUUACGUGUAGCCAAAAGUGCUAGUUGAGGCAUGCCAAAUUAAUUCUAAUACAUAAUAACAAGUAAAAGCAAAGAGAAAAGAAACGAAAGAACAUGUGCUAUAAAGUCGAAAGCAAGAAAAACAAAUCUCAUUAAUGCAAGUUGUGAAAGGAGCUAAGUUUUAGGAUUUCGCGAUUUUAUUUCUUGCAUCAAGGUAUUCUGUAAUCAACUUUUUCUUUUAAUUUUUUAAAGAGUACACUGAUUAAUUUUUGUUUAAUACACAUAUUUUGACAUCUCUCAUUCUACCUGUUAUCUCAUUCCAUAAUGAUAUUUUGUGCCAGGAUUUGGGACGGCUUGUCUUAGUUUUCCAACAUUAAAUUUUUUGAUGUACAUGUUUUUUGUUGAGGAUGAUCAUUUGUUAUAAGAAUAAAUAGAAGACAUCUGCUGGAACAAAUAAAAGUUUUUGAGGAUGCUGUAUUAGAAUGAUUAUCAUGCAUUGGGUAAGGCCCAUGUUCACCCUAGUGGCUUUGCGUGCUUGUGUUCUUGUUUUGAAACACUUCUUUUGUCAAAUUCAGUGUUUUGAUUGGGCAGAGUGUUCGCAUUUUUCACACUUGGCUGAAGCAUGACUCUAUAAACACUGAAGACAGCAAUUUUCAACUAAAAAGAUCAUUUUUUCUGGAGUAUAUUGCACGCAAAGAUGCUUGGGUGAACAUUGGCCUUUAGUAGAGAUAGCUAAAUUGGUAGGAUAUUUGGAUCAAUAAGAAGAGAAAUGGCAUGAUCAUUCCUUUUGGAAGAAAAAAUGAAUCGGAUAACUUUUUUUCAGAAGCAAUAAGAUAUUUGUUAAAUGUGUUUUUGAGGGCUGCCAUCAAUAACAUACUACAGUACAAUGUCUAAGAGUCUCCCCAAAAUGCCAAGAAACACUGCUCAUGCUCAUUGCUGUGUUCAAUUUAAGUGAGAUCAGAAAUUGAAAGCUUUUCUGUCACAUAGGGCAAACAAAUAUAAAUUUAAUGGUCUAAAAAAUCUAGUGUUGCAGGAAAAAAGUAUGUGUACAGUGUUACAAAACCGUCACUAUCUGAAAAUUUGUUCUAUGUGUUGUUUCAACAGAGAUUGCUCACAGUUUGAGUUUUUGACGUGUGACGAGUCGAACAAGAGGAAGCUGGUGCAGGUGACAAACCAAAACCCAUCUGCAAGUGAAGUCAAGACCUGCUGGCGGUCACAGUGCCCGAUAUACGUAAGACCACAGUAUGCCCUUCCAGUCUCAACGAGCACUGUAAGU
Molecule: messenger RNA, 2427 nt
Organism: Porites lobata
Lineage: Eukaryota; Metazoa; Cnidaria; Anthozoa; Scleractinia; Poritidae
Source: the annotation of a GenBank genome assembly